Alosa sapidissima (American shad) is the source of this 2175-nucleotide messenger RNA. RefSeq lists its product as uncharacterized. The transcript is spliced from 3 exons. Bases 1 to 2175 code for a protein of 724 amino acids. Lineage: Eukaryota; Metazoa; Chordata; Actinopteri; Clupeiformes; Clupeidae. The record is from RefSeq and is a predicted model, not a curated record.
AUGGCGAACAGUAUGAUUCCAGCACCAGAGGGCAUGCAGAUGUCCGGAGAUCUGGCGAAGAACUGGGAGGUUUUCCGUGCGGAAUACGAGGACUUUGUGCUAGCAGCGGGCCUCGAUGAGAAGUCGGAGGAAGUGCAGGCAGCCUCGCUACGACGGCUAAUGGGCCUAAUGUCAUUCACAAUCCCCGAAGAGCUGCAUAAAAUGGAGGGCGAUCGAUGCAUGCCCCUCACUAAAGAGCAGCUGAUUACCAACUACGCGGACAUCUUCAAUGACCCAAUCGAGUCAGUCCCAGGUGAGAUACACUUUGAGCUCGACCCAAACGUGCCUCCAGUACAAUGUGCACCUCGAAAUGUUCCAGUAGCGUUGAGGGAGAGGGUCAAGAAAGAGCUGGACAGGCACAUCAGCGCAGGCAAUAUCACACCAGUGAGCGAGCCCACGGCGUGGAUAAGUAACAUGGUGACUGUAGCUAAACCAGAUAAAAUAAGACUGUGCAUCGACCCCAAACCGCUUAACCGAGCAUUGCUGAGGUCUCACUACCACAUGCCAACUCUGGAGGAUGUGUUGUACAAGCUGCCCAAGGCCCGUAUGUUCACACUGGUGGAUGCUCGCGACGCUUUCCUACAGUGCAAGCUUGAUGACGAAAGCAGCCACUUGACGACCUUCUGGACACCGUGGGGUCGCAUGAGGUGGCUCAAGCUUCCAUUCGGUGUCUCUGUAUCGCCUGAAAUCUAUCAGCGCAAACAGCACGAACUGCUAGCAGGCCUGGCUGGCAUCGAACCAAUAGCGGAUGACAUUCUGGUGGUUGGGUGUGGCGACACAGAGGCAGAUGCGGAACGGGAUCAUGACACUAACCUGCGUGCUCUCAUGGAGCGAUGCAGAGCUGUGAAGCUGAGGCUGAGCGAGCGCAAGCUUCAGUUCAAACUUCAAGCAGUCCGCUUCCACGGACACAUACUGUCCUCAGAAGGACUGAAGAUUGAUCCAGAGAAAACACGGGCUGUGUUGGCGAUGCCGACUCCUGCGGAUACAAAAGCUGUCCAACGCUUCAUCGGCUUUGUGACUUACCUUGCGAAAUUCCUGCCAAAGCUCUCAGAGGUCUGUGAGCCACUCCGCAGACUCCUGGAUAAGGACAUAGAAUGGCACUGGCUAGCCAAACAUGAGGACGCGGUGCAAGAAAUAAAGCGACUGGUCUCAAACACACCCGUUCUCAGAUAUUAUGAUGUCACAAAGCCUGUCACUGUCCAGAGUGAUGCCAGCAUGAAUGGGCUGGGAGGCUGCUUGCUGCAAGGGGGGCAGCCAGUGGCUUUUGCCUCAAGAGCCCUGACACAAACUGAGCAAAACUACGCUCAAAUAGAGAAAGAGUGUUUGAGCAUAGUCUUUGCAUGCCAAAGAUUUCACCAAUACUUAUAUGGCAGAGAAAAGGUCACUGCUGAAACAGACCACAAACCAUUGAUCACAAUCUUCAAGAAGCCCCUACUAAGUGCACCGAAACGUCUCCAGGGAAUGCUGAUGCAGCUGCAGUGUUAUAACCUCGACGUGGUGUACAAGCCCGGGCCAGAAAUGUACGUCAGUGACACUUUAAGCCGAGCUACUCUGCCUCACCAAGGGCCAGACACCCCACACGUGCGACAUGCAGUGUUUGUCACCCAGACAGAGUACUCACAGUUAGACCAAGCCCAGCACCUGAAUGUCACUGCUUUCAGAUUCCGUCAAAUAGCACAGCACACAGGAACGGAUGAUGUGCUCCAAGAGCUGAAGUCAGUGAUUCUAGACGGGUGGCCGGACUUCAAGGAGGACACCCCACUGGCAGUGCGGGACUACUGGCCUUUCCGGGAUGAGCUGAAUGUGCAAAAUGGUGUGCUAUACAGGGGACAGUGCAUUAUCAUCCCAAAGGCCCUGAGAGCAGAGCUACUCAAGCGCAUACACUAUAGCCACAUAGGUGGCGAGGCCUGUUAUAGACGGGCCAGGGAUACCCUCUUCUGGCCGGGCAUGAGGGCACAAAUCAAGGACUAUGUAGCCAACUGCUCAGCAUGCAAUGAAUAUGCAAGGAAGCAGCAGAAGGAAUCCAUGAUGUCGUAUGAGAUACCCACACGUCCAUGGCAAACGGUGAGCAUGGACAUCUACUCCUAUGCGGGCAAGGAAUAUCUCAUCAUUGUAGACCACUAUAUUUGCGUGUGA